This is a messenger RNA of Anarrhichthys ocellatus (wolf-eel), 1871 nucleotides long. Its product is annotated as importin subunit alpha-1. Lineage: Eukaryota; Metazoa; Chordata; Actinopteri; Perciformes; Anarhichadidae. Gene Ontology annotation, cellular component: cytoplasm. The transcript is spliced from 11 exons. Gene Ontology annotation, biological process: protein import into nucleus. Gene Ontology annotation, molecular function: nuclear import signal receptor activity; protein binding. Bases 102 to 1682 code for a protein of 526 amino acids. The record is from RefSeq and is a predicted model, not a curated record.
AUAAAUGACGUCAUGUCGGUAAUAAAAAAAAGAUACGAGAAACCUAAGGGAGCGUCUUCAACAAUUCAACUGGAAUCGAUUGUCUUCAUCAACAUUCAGUAAUGUCAGCCGGCAACGACAACGGAGAUCGUCUCACCCAGUUCAAAAACAAAGGGAAAGAUGUCAACGAGCUCAGACGAAGAAGAGCUGAAGUCAAUGUGGAGCUACGAAAAGCAAAGAAGGAUGAUCAGAUCCUGAAGAGGAGAAACGUCCAGAGCCUCCUGGAUGAGCCGACCUCUCCUUUCCAUGAGAACGACCCCAACGCACAGCCUCCUCAGUACUGGUCUUUGGAGGAGAUUGUAGGAGGAGUAAACAGCGAGAGUCUAGAAGAUCAGCUGCAGGCCACGCAGGUAGCCAGGAGAGUCCUCUCCAGAGAAAAGGAUCCACCUAUUGACAGCUUCAUUGCUGCCAGCCUCAUCCCGAGGUUUGUUCGUUUUCUGGCUCUAUCUGAAUGCCCCCCCAUCCAAUUUGAGGCAGCUUGGGCCCUGACCAACAUCGCCUCAGGUACCACAGACCAGACUACUGCCGUAGUGGACGGUGGGGCCAUCCCGGCCUUCAUCAGUCUGGUGGCAUCCCCCCACCCCCACAUCAGCGAGCAGGCCAUUUGGGCCCUGGGUAACAUCGCAGGUGAUGGAUCCAACUACAGAGACCUAGUGUUAAAACACGGUGUUCUCCAUCCACUCCUCGCCUUGAUGGCAUCCCCUAACCUGUCUGUGUUUCCCCCGGGCUACCUGCGCAAUGUAACCUGGACACUGUCCAACCUGUGUCGCAACAAGAACCCGGCCCCUCCCUUGAUGGCAGUGCAACAGCUGCUCCCAGCCCUGGUGCGCCUCCUGCACCUCGACGACAGGGAGAUUCUGGCCGACACCUGUUGGGCCGUGUCCUACCUCACCGACGGCUCCAAUGAGAGGAUAGAGGUGGUGGUGCAGGCCGGCCUGGUGCCCCGCCUGGUCCAGCUGCUAUCCUUGGGGGAGCUCUCCAUUGUGCCUCCUGUCCUGCGGUCACUUGGCAACAUUGUGACCGGGACAGACGAGCAGACACAGUGUGUACUGGAUGCAGGCGCUCUGGCGAUGUUCCCCAGCCUGCUGUGUCACCCGAAGCCCAACAUCCAGAAGGAAGCAGCUUGGACAGUGUCCAAUAUCACUGCUGGCAAAGACACCCAGAUCCAGGAGGUUGUCAAUGCUGGUCUGGUACCCAUGCUGGUGGAGAUCCUCCAAAAGGGAGACUACAAGACUCAGAAGGAGGCCGUGUGGGCUGUCACCAAUUACAUCAGCGGUGGAACGAUGGAGCAAGUGUCCUUCCUGGUCCGGUGCAAUGUGCUGGAGCCUCUGCUCAACCUGCUGACAGCCAAAGACGGCAAAAUCAUCGUGGUCAUCCUGGGUGCAAUCUACAAUAUGUUACAGAUGGCACAAAAAACUGGUGAGAUUGAAAAACUCUGCCUAAUGAUUGAGGAGUUGGGCGGUUUGGACAAGAUUGAGGCACUUCAGUCCCAUAACAACGAAGCUGUCUACAAGUCCUCUCUUAAAAUCAUAGACCAGUUCUUCUCUGAAGAGAAUGAAGAUGAUGAGUCUGUGGUUCCUGUAGCUGCUGAAUCAGGCUAUACCUUCCAGAUCCCCGAGGACCAAAGCACUUUCCAGUUUUAACAUUCCCAGUUGUCUCUUUGUACCUUGUUGAUAUUUUUUGUAAAUUGUUUUUAGACAUUUCAUCCUUGUAUGUGACAGUACAAAGACUAAAUCACCCUGUUUCAAAGAAAUAUUUGUAAAUAGAUGUUACUCAUGCACAAGUUACUUUUCUUUAUGGAUGUUUCAGAAAUAAACAGCCUAUGCACAGGG